Messenger RNA from Phacochoerus africanus (Common warthog), 2846 nucleotides. RefSeq names its product chondroitin polymerizing factor (gene CHPF). Gene Ontology annotation, molecular function: glucuronosyl-N-acetylgalactosaminyl-proteoglycan 4-beta-N-acetylgalactosaminyltransferase activity. The coding region runs from base 64 to 2391 and encodes 775 amino acids. The transcript is spliced from 4 exons. NCBI's taxonomy places the organism in Eukaryota, Metazoa, Chordata, Mammalia, Artiodactyla, Suidae. Gene Ontology annotation, cellular component: Golgi cisterna membrane. The record is from RefSeq and is a predicted model, not a curated record.
CUCGGAGCCUCCUCUAGCUGCUCUGGGGCUGCUCCGAGGCCCGGGGCCCGCGGUCCCGGCGCCAUGCGGGCAUCGCUGCUGUUGUCGGUGCUGCGGCCCGCAGGGCCAGUGGCCGUGGGCAUCUCCCUGGGCUUCACUCUGAGCCUGCUCAGCGUCACCUGGGUGGAGGAGCCGUGCGGCCCAGGCCCGCCCCAACCCGGAGAUUCUGAGCUGCCGCCGCGCGGCAACACAAACGCGGCACGCCGGCCCAACUCGGUGCAACCUGGAGCAGAGCGCGAGAAGCCCGGGGCCGGCGCAGGAGCCGUGGAGAACUGGGAGCCGCGCGUAUUGCCCUAUCACCCCGCACAGCCUGGCCAGGCCGCCAAAAAGGCCGUCAGGACCCGCUACAUCAGCACGGAGCUGGGCAUCAGGCAGAGGCUGCUCGUGGCAGUGCUGACCUCACAGGCCACAUUGCCCACACUGGGCGUGGCGGUGAACCGCACGCUAGGGCACCGGUUAGAGCGCGUGGUGUUCCUGACAGGCUCGCGGGGCCGCCGGGCACCACCGGGCAUGGCCGUGGUGACGCUGGGCGAGGAGCGGCCCAUUGGGCACCUGCACCUGGCACUGCGCCACCUGCUGGAGCAACACGGAGACGACUUUGACUGGUUCUUCCUCGUGCCCGAUGCCACCUACACCGAGGCGCACGGACUGGCGCGCCUAGCUGGCCACCUCAGCCUGGCAGCCGCUGCCCAUCUCUAUCUGGGCCGGCCCCAGGACUUCAUCAGUGGAGAGCCCGCCCCAGGCCGCUAUUGCCACGGUGGCUUUGGGGUGCUGCUGUCGCGCACACUGCUGCAGCAGCUGCGCCCCCACCUGGAAGCCUGUCGCAACGACAUUGUCAGUGCGCGCCCGGAUGAGUGGCUGGGCCGUUGCAUUCUCGAUGCCACCGGGGUGGGCUGCACUGGCGACCACGAGGGGGUACACUACAGCUACCUGGAGCUGAGCCCUGGGGAGCCUGUUCAAGAAGGGGACCCUCGAUUCCGCAGUGCCCUGACGGCCCACCCUGUACGUGACCCUGUGCACAUGUACCAGCUGCACAAGGCUUUUGCCCGAGCUGAGCUGGAACGCACAUACCAGGAGAUCCAGGAGUUACAGUGGGAGGUGCAGAACACCAGCCGCCUUGCAGCCGAUGGGGAACGGGCAGCCGCCUGGCCCGUGGGCAUCCCGGCGCCAUCCCGCCCGGCCUCCCGCUUUGAAGUGCUACGCUGGGACUAUUUCACAGAGCAGCACGCUUUCUCCUGCGCUGAUGGCUCACCUCGCUGCCCGCUGCGUGGGGCUGACCAGGCCGAUGUGGCUGACGUUCUGGGAGCAGCCCUGGAGGAGCUCAACCGCCGAUACCACCCUGCCCUACGCCUUCAGAAGCAGCAGCUGGUGAAUGGCUACCGACGCUUCGAUCCUGCCCGGGGUAUGGAGUACACUCUGGACUUGCAGCUGGAGGCCUUGACCCCCCAGGGCGGCCGCCGGCCCCUCACCCGCCGGGUGCAGCUGCUACGGCCACUGAGUCGCGUGGAGAUCUUGCCCGUGCCCUAUGUCACCGAGGCCUCACGUCUCACUGUAUUGCUGCCACUGGCUGCGGCCGAGCGUGACCUGGCCCCUGGCUUCCUGGAGGCCUUCGCCACAGCUGCACUGGAGCCUGGAGAUGCUGCGGCAGCCCUGACUCUGCUGCUACUAUAUGAGCCACGACAGGCCCAGCGGGCAGCCCAUGCAGAUGUCUUUGCCCCUGUCAAGGCCCACGUGGCAGAGCUGGAGCGGCGUUUCCCCGGUGCCCGGGUGCCCUGGCUCAGCGUGCAGACAGCCGCACCUUCACCACUGCGCCUCAUGGAUCUGCUCUCCAAGAAGCACCCGCUGGACACGCUGUUCCUGCUGGCGGGGCCAGACACUGUGCUCACGCCCGACUUCCUGAACCGCUGCCGCAUGCACGCCAUCUCUGGCUGGCAGGCCUUCUUUCCCAUGCACUUCCAGGCCUUCCACCCGGCCGUGGCCCCACCCCAGGGCCCCGGACCCCCGGAGCUGGGCCGAGACACAGGCCGCUUUGAUCGCCAGGCGGCCACCGAGGCCUGCUUCUACAAUUCCGACUACGUGGCGGCCCGAGCGCGGCUGGCGGCGGCCUCGGAGCAGGAGGAGGAGCUGCUGGAGAGCCUGGAUGUGUAUGAGCUGUUCCUGCGCUUCUCCAGCCUGCACGUCCUGCGGGCGGUGGAGCCGGCGCUGCUGCAGCGCUAUCGGGCCCAGACGUGCAGCGCGCGGCUCAGCGAGGACCUGUACCAUCGCUGCCGCCAGAGCGCGCUCGAGAGCCUCGGCUCCCGCACCCAGCUGGCCAUGCUGCUCUUCGAGCAGGAGCAGGGCAACAGCACCUGACCCCGGAACCCUGGCAAGGCGGCCGCCUCUCCUCCCCCAACGACCCGGAGCCACCUGCCAGCCUCACUGGGCAGGGCUGGCCUCAGCCUCAGACCCCAGGGCAGCCUACUGGCGCCGUCCCUCUCUGGCCUGGGUGGGUGGGUGGGGGGCCUUGGGCUCAGGACAAGCCCUGGAGGAGGUGCCCCUGGAGCCACCCCUUUCUGCCCUAAACCCGGUCUCUCUGCCCCCUUGACGCUGCUGAUUCAGGCUGUGGCCUCUGAGUAUUUAUGCAGUGCAGUCUGCCUGACGCCAGCCGUGCCUCCCAGGGUCCCUCCCAGGGUCACCCCAGGAGCUGGGCUGUAGAUGAGUUGUUGGGAAAGGGGGGGAGCUGAAAGAGGAAAGUGGGCAUCUCCCAACUUCUCCCCUCUGCACUCCUAAUGAAGCUCCCUGCCCUUAAUAAACUGGCUGAGUGUGGA